Erythranthe guttata (spotted monkey flower) is the source of this 1713-nucleotide messenger RNA. RefSeq names its product rubisco activase (gene RCA). Gene Ontology annotation, cellular component: chloroplast stroma; thylakoid. Gene Ontology annotation, molecular function: ribulose-1,5-bisphosphate carboxylase/oxygenase activator activity; ATP binding; ATP hydrolysis activity. NCBI's taxonomy places the organism in Eukaryota, Viridiplantae, Streptophyta, Magnoliopsida, Lamiales, Phrymaceae. The record is from RefSeq and is a predicted model, not a curated record.
CUCCACUUCCACACCACCUCCUACACUCACACAGCUAAUAACCCCACCGCAACAAUAUGGCCGCCGCCGUCUCCACCGCCGCAGCUGUCAACCGCGUCCCGUUGAACUUGAGUGGAUCGGGAGUGGGAGUACCGAGCUCAUCGUUCUUGGGCAGCAGCUUGAAGAAGGUGAACACCCACCAAACCAAAUACGCCUCCGGCGGAAGCAGCUUUAAGGUAGUGGCGGCGAUCGAAGACAGCAAGAAACAGACAGACAAGGACAAAUGGAAGGGUCUGACCACCGACAUCUCCGACGACCAGCAGGACAUCGCCAGAGGUAAGGGCAUGGUCGACUCUCUCUUCCAAGCCCCCACCGGUAUGGGUACACACGACGCCGUUCUCAACUCCUACGACUAUAUCAGCCAGGGCCUUAAACAAUACGACUUCGACAACACGAUGAGCGGUUUCUACAUCGCCCCUGCUUUCAUGGACAAGCUCAUGGUCCACAUCUCCAAGAACUUCAUGAAGUUGCCCAACAUCAAGGUUCCACUUAUCUUGGGUGUGUGGGGAGGAAAAGGACAGGGUAAAUCAUUCCAGUGUGAACUUGUUUUCGCCAAGAUGGGAAUUAACCCAAUCAUGAUGAGUGCCGGAGAGCUGGAAAGCGGGAACGCCGGAGAGCCGGCCAAGCUGAUCAGGCAGAGGUACAGAGAGGCGGCCGACAUCAUCAAGAAGGGGAAGAUGUGCUGCCUCUUCAUCAACGAUCUCGACGCCGGCGCGGGUCGCAUGGGCGGGACCACUCAGUACACGGUCAACAACCAGAUGGUCAACGCCACACUCAUGAACAUCGCCGACGCGCCGACGAACGUGCAGCUCCCCGGCAUGUACAACAAGGAGGAGAACCCCCGCGUGCCGAUCAUCGUCACCGGUAACGAUUUCUCCACGCUGUACGCUCCCCUCAUCCGUGACGGACGUAUGGAGAAGUUCUACUGGGCCCCCACCCGCGAGGACCGUAUCGGUGUCUGCCUCGGUAUCUUCCGCACCGACAACAUCGCCGACGAGGCCGUCGUCAGACUCGUCGACACCUUCCCCGGCCAAUCCAUCGAUUUCUUCGGUGCAUUGAGGGCAAGAGUGUACGACGACGAAGUGAGGAAGUGGAUCUCAGAGAUCGGAGUGGACAACAUCGGAAAGAAGCUGGUUAACUCGAGGUCGGGCCCACCGAAAUUCGAGCAGCCAAAGAUGACAAUCGAGAAGCUUCUAGAAUACGGAAACAUGCUUGUCCAGGAGCAAGACAAUGUGAAGAGGGUCCAAUUGGCCGAGACUUACUUGAAGGACGCCGCUCUCGGAGAUGCUAACAAAGAUUCCAUUGAUAGCGGAGCUUUCUACGGUUAGAUUCUUUCUUGGCCCUUCACAAUUGGAGGGCAAGCAGCACAGCAAGUGAAUCUUCCUGUGCCUGAAGGCUGCACUGACCCGAAUGCAAAGAACUUCGACCCAACUGCAAGAAGUGACGACGGGACUUGCGUAUACCCAUUAUAAGCUGUUUUCUUUUUUUUCUUUUUUUCUCUUAUUUUUUUCGCCUUUUCUUCGUUGUGUUGUUUGUUUUUUGGUGAAAAAAUGAGUUGAUCCACAAAGUGUAUUUCUAUUUAAUUGCCAAUAAUAACUUUGGUGUUGUUGUGGAUUUUCCUUUGUCAUGUCAUUUUGUGUUGUAUAAUAAAACAAUUUGCUAUGUGUUUUUUUU